GUUACCUGGAGCAAGGCCUGCUGGUGAAAGAUUCGAAGAAACUGCGAGAAAAAUACCAAACGACGCCUCAGUUCAAAUACGACAUGAUUUCCAUGAUACCCACUGAUCUGCUGUUUCUCAAAUUCGGAUACAACAACCCGGAGUUCAGAUUCAACCGCCUCUGCAAAAUGACGAGGCUUUUUGAGUUCUUCGAGAGGACUGAAACAAGAACCAGCUUCCCGAACAUGUUCCGUAUCAGCAACCUCGUACUUUACAUCCUGACCAUUAUCCACUGGAACGCUUGCAUGUUCUUCGCCAUCUCGAAAACUAUUGGGUUUGGAACCGACACGUGGGUUUAUCCCAAUAUCAGCCACCCGGAGUACGGACGCUUGGCCAGGAAGUACAUCUACUCGCUGUACUGGUCCACGCUGACCCUCACAACCAUCGGAGAGACCCCAGCGCCCGUGAGGGACGUCGAAUUCCUCUUCGUCAUCUCAGACUUCCUUACCGGUGUGCUGAUCUUCGCUAGUAUCGUCGGUAACGUCGGUGCCAUGAUCUCUAACAUGAACGCCUCUCGCGCCGAAUUCCAGGCGAAGAUCGACUCCAUUAAGCAGUACAUGCAGUUUCGAAAGGUCAGCAAAGACCUCGAGGGAAGAGUCAUCAAGUGGUUCGACUACCUGUGGACGGAGAAGAAGACCUGCGACGAGAAGGAAGUCUUGAAGAACCUGCCGGACAAACUGAAGGCCGAGAUCGCCAUCAACGUGCAUUUGGACACGCUGAAGAAAGUGCGAAUUUUCCAGGGUUGCGAAGCUGGCUUGCUGAUUGAGUUGGUGCUCAAGCUGCAGCCACAAGUGUUCAGCCCUGGAGAUUACAUCUGCAAGAAGGGCGAUAUCGGCAGGGAGAUGUACAUCAUUAAGGAGGGGAAGCUGGCUGUGGUGGCGGACGACGGCGUCACGCAGUUCGUUGUGCUCAGCGAUGGUGCGUACUUCGGAGAAAUCAGUAUCUUAGGGAUCAAGGGAAGUAAAGCCGGGAACAGGAGAACGGCUAACAUCCGAAGCGUUGGCUACUCGGAUCUCUUCGCGCUGUCCAAAGACGACUUAGUGGAGUCUCUCACCGAGUACCCCGAAGCCAAAAAGGCUCUGGAGGAAAAAGGUAAAGCCAUCCUGAUGAAAGACAACCUGAUCGACGAGGCCAUCGCCAACGCCGGCGCCGACCCCAAAGACCUGGAGGAGAAGAUCGAGAAACUGCAGACCAACUUGGAUUCGAUGCAGGGAAAGUUCGCCCAGUUGAUGGCAGAGUUUACCUCCACUCAAUCCAGGAUGAAGCAGAGGGUCACCCAGAUGGAGGCCAAGGUCAAAUCCAUACAACCCCAAGACCUGGUCGAGGUGGAGGCCGACAAGGACAAAAAGGUCCAGUAGUGAGAGAGAAACCGGAGGACUUUACGGGAGACCACGGGAUUUUUCAUGGAGGAUGGUUGAGACACUUUUUUCAAAAAAGGACCAUGUUUAUAUCUAUUUAUACAUCUGUCUGUUUGUUAUCAUCAUAAUGUGUCAAAUUGUGUACAGUGUAUGCAGCAGUGUCGAGGAAAACUGUGACGGGAAUACUGAUCGUCAACAUCGUUUCCAAGACGGGAUGGCACCGAUAUGAACAGGCAAUAUCGAGGAAAAGUCGAGACUAAAAUGCUUGUCCCCUUCUCUUCUCCUCUCUCUCAGAGCUGUCCUUGUCCAGAAAAUCGUGCCACCAUCAUGCAUAACCUUGCAAAUGGUUAGGGUGGUGAAUUCUGCGUAUUUUUGACCAAAUAAGUUUGCAUUUUUGCAAGACUAAGGAUAAGAACAUUAGGCGGACUUGAAAGAGCUUCAAACUGUGUUUUUCAUCAGAAAAUGAUUAAAAGAUAAAUGUUCAUGUGAAAUACCUUUUACCAAAAUGACUACAUUAUAGGUUUUGGCUCGACUGAAUUGACGAUCGUUUGGUAACAUUUGACACAAGACAAAACAACAAAAUAGCCAACAUGAAGACAAAACCUUUUAUACUAAAGCAUUUUUAUCUUAUAAUACAUUAAAAACAGCUUCCUAAAGGAACACUGGUAUGCAGCUUGUUGUCAUGAAUGAGUUUGUGGUUCAAAAACCUUUGUGUAUGCGAUCUGUCCUCACCGAAAAAAAACAGACAUAGAGGUUAAGUUGUAUUUACCUUGAGUCGAGUUUGUUAACUGCAUUGAACUGAGUGGUAAUGCAAAGUGUGAUGGAAAAGAUAACCACAAAUGAUAUUCCUUCAAAACUAUGUUAGAAGUGUGACAGAAAACAACUAUUUUCAGUAUGUUUUAUUUAAUUUUUAAUGCAGAAAUGUCAUUGAAUGCUGUUUUCAGCCUCUCAAAUAUGGAGAUUUCGUUUAAUUUCAUAUUGAAGCGAAUAUCUUCGAGUUUGGACGGACAACAUAAGCAUUUGAAAACAGCAUCUUGGACUUUUAGUUACUGGGAUGGACAUUUUUCACUAUUUUCUGACAUGUCACAGGCAUAAAAUGACGAUUAAUGAAAAUGAUCCACAAGUUUCUGACUCAAACGUCACAUAGUAAACUCCAUCCCAAAACUACGAUCUUUUACAACCAAGUCGUUUUGUUUCACAACUUUAAAUCGGACGGUUAUUAAAGUUAUGUUGGGCUUCAUAAGGUUUUGAAAAGAAAAAGGCUUUUUAUAGAAUAAUGAGUUUGUUUUUUUCAAUAUUAACAUUUUACCCCAGAAAACAUAUUGAUCCAUCUGUAAAGUAUGAAAUACAUGUCAUUUACACAACAACACAACAUCCCUUUCAUACUGAAUGUGAAUGUACAUAAAAACCCAAAUGCAGUUCUGUUUAUAAAUAAUAUUAACAUACAUUAUUAGUUGUAAAUUGCGAUGUUAUAUGUAAAUAAACAUUCAAAUGUUUGUGUCUAUACUGUCCUUUUAAGAGAGAAUUCAGAAUUGUUAGUGGAAAUUAUUUCAAUUACAAAGAUUAUAUAUUUUUUUCACCUUUAAUUUAUUUUGCAUAAUAGUUUGCUUUACAUAAGAGUUUCACAUUAACUGCACAUUCUCUAUGUACCUGA
Messenger RNA from Notothenia coriiceps (black rockcod), 3051 nucleotides. Its product is annotated as cyclic nucleotide-gated channel cone photoreceptor subunit alpha-like. The transcript has a single exon. Gene Ontology annotation, biological process: monoatomic cation transmembrane transport. The annotation marks the transcript as partial. NCBI's taxonomy places the organism in Eukaryota, Metazoa, Chordata, Actinopteri, Perciformes, Nototheniidae. The record is from RefSeq and is a predicted model, not a curated record. Gene Ontology annotation, cellular component: intracellular cyclic nucleotide activated cation channel complex; plasma membrane. Gene Ontology annotation, molecular function: protein-containing complex binding; intracellularly cGMP-activated cation channel activity; cGMP binding.